Messenger RNA from Scophthalmus maximus (turbot), 3506 nucleotides. RefSeq names its product potassium channel tetramerisation domain containing 12b (gene kctd12b). The transcript has a single exon. Gene Ontology annotation, biological process: regulation of G protein-coupled receptor signaling pathway; protein homooligomerization. The record is from RefSeq and is a predicted model, not a curated record. Lineage: Eukaryota; Metazoa; Chordata; Actinopteri; Pleuronectiformes; Scophthalmidae. Gene Ontology annotation, molecular function: protein binding. Bases 796 to 1647 code for a protein of 283 amino acids.
ACGUUGCAGCAGAGUUACAGUCUGACGCGAGAGAGGAGCCGAGGGGGCGAGCUGCUGACCAGCCUCCUCACAUACACAUAUAUAUAUCUAUCUAUAUAUAGAUAGAUAGAUAUAUUCAAACGUCGAGUGAUGGAAAAGGCGGAGAUGUUUUUAUCCACCUCCCUCGCCUCUCGCCACAUCUGGAAGAUCCUCUCCGUCACGUGGCUCUUCACCAGCGGGACGCCCGCAGACCGCACCAACUAUGGAUUGCUUAAUUGAAGUUGGGCCACCUGAUCCUGUUUGAGCAAGGACAAGCGACUGGCAGCAGAGCAAGACAAGUCGUUAUGGACAGUUGUGUAAACCGCGCAUUGCCUGAUCAGAGAACCGGUGCGAAAAGCAGAAAUCCAUCCUCGGGAAACCACAUCUAUCUGCGCGUAAAGGACGCGGACGAAACGGCUCCAUCCGUCGCCGCUUGAAAUAUUCCGCGCUGUGUUUUAGUGACUACGAGGAAAAGCUGUAGUGAGAGUAGAGGCUGUGAUUGUGUGACCGGUGUGUUUGUCCCGGCUCUGGAGCGAGUGUGGCCGACAGCUCUUAUUGCGCGCAGACCAAUUGUGCGUCGCAGUUUAGCCGAUCACAGUCGCCUCAGGCGAGCCGCCUCGGCUGGUCCUGCGAUCCUCGACAGACAACAGGCCUCGGCAACAACUGUGUGAAGGUAUUUUUUCAAAAAACUUUUUCAUUUUACUUUUUAACUUUGACUGCAAACAAGUGAGUUUGUACAGCUGCAUCCAAGCGCACCUGUGUGGCAGUGAGUGAGCAAUGGCUUUACCAGAUAGUAGCAUUUCCGUGGAGGAAGUACCCUUCCCAGAGAUUGUAGAGCUCAAUGUGGGCGGACAGGUGUACAUCACCCGCUACUCUACCCUCACGAGUGUACCAGAGUCUCUGCUAUGGGAGAUGUUCAGUCGAAAGUCAGCCAAAGGUCUGGCCCGGGACACCAAGGGGCGCUUCUUUGUGGACCGUGAUGGUUUCCUGUUCCGUUACAUCUUGGACUACAUGCGGGACCAGCAGCUGGUUCUUCCUGACCACUUCCCCGAGCGAGGGCGUCUGCAGAGGGAGGCUGAGUUCUUCAAUCUGCCGGAGCUCGUCAAGCUACUUGCGCCCAAAAUCAGCAAGCAGAACUCGCUGGGCGACGAGGGAUGUCAGAGCGACCCAGAGGACUCCUCGCCUGGGAUUGACACGGCCCGUAACCUCGGCUCCCUGGGUGCUGCGGCUGCUGCCUGUGCCAGCCUGGUGCCCGGUGCCAUGGAUGGCAAACGGUCCGGGUUCAUCACCAUUGGCUACCGGGGCUCGUACACCCUGGGCCGCGACAGCCACACCGAUGCCAAAUUCCGCCGGGUGGCACGAAUCAUGGUGUGUGGGAAGACCUCCCUGGCCAAAGAGGUAUUUGGGGAGACGCUUAACGACAGCCGUGACCCCGACCGCCCCCCUGAGCGCUACACAUCCCGCUACUAUCUCAAGUUCACCUUUCUGGAGCAGGCUUUUGACAAGCUGGCUGACGCAGGCUUCCACAUGGUGGCCUGUAACUCCACAGGAACCUGCGCCUUUGCCCAUGAGCAGACGGACGACAAGAUCUGGACCAGCUACACUGAAUAUGUGUUCUACCGUGAGUGAGACUAUAUCGGCUUUGUUCCCCUGGUCCUCCACCCUGUCUUCAAGUGCCCCCUUCCCUCCGGCCUCCAGCCACCAUGUCUCUCUCUCUCUGAUGGCUCCCGCUCCAGUAGAUGUACCAUAGAUGUUGUGCCCUUCCAUCCCUCUCUGCAGCAUCCAGCUUUAUAUCCUAUGAACAGUACGCAGCAGCUGCUCUGACUCCUCAUACCCUCUCUGCAGGUCCAAACUGCAGCCCUCACCCUCAACCCCAAAUCCAACCCUCCUCAUCCUCAGGUCCAGUUUUUGCCUUCGCUUAAGCGUCGUCCCAUCUAGUAAAACUCCCCCAGUCCUCAACCCCAGCCUGCUCCUGCAGAGACUGAUCCCUUAUAUGUACUAUUCUCCGGUUGUACUCUAUAUAUUGCAUCUGCCUCGGUGAAGCACAAUACUCUAUCCAAGAGCUAAUUUUGUUAAAUAAGCACCCCGGUGUGUCUGUAUGACUAUUGACACAGUCAUAGGGGCAUAGGGGAAAGGGCUUCAAAGAGUGGCCAUGAUGUACAGUGCGAUACUUUGCCUGCGUACUCGAGCAGAUUGGACUCUUUCCUGCUCCCCUGAACUAAAUUACCAAAUAAUUGGACUUCUUAUCAGCCUUGAGGGACGUGAGCAGCCCCCAGCACAAGAAAGAAGUGUAACACAAAAUCUAAUCUCCUUCAGUUUUUAUUAAAUGUGUCCAGUACCAUGUGGAUAGGGAAUGUGCCAUACAGUAGUUUUUUUUCUUCUGCCCAGUUGUUAUGAAUGAAUGAGGAAUGAUAUAACACAGCAACAUGGACAGAGGGGGGGGGGGGGGGGGGGGGGGGGGGGAUUUACUUUUCAAAAAGACACUGGCCUUUUGGCAAAGGAACAAGCAACAGGCUUUGAUUUAAGAAAAUAAGUUUCAUAGACAAGAAAGGAAAGUGGUUUCCUAAUGAAGUGUGUGUAUUGAUUGUACAAAUGGAGCUUUCAGUAUUUUAAUCACCCACGCUGGGAGGGCAGAGGAGAUGGGAGGUGGUGUAUCACGUGCAAAGCCCACCGCUCUAAGUUUUUGCUUAUUGUGCUUCUUUGACAUUUUCUUUGCUCAAAUUACACGACGAGCUUCGCACCACGACUUCAAGUUGUUUCCAUAAAAAGACAAAAAUGUGGUAUAGUCAUUUCAAGCGGACCAUGUCUUGAGUGUUCUGUAAACAAUGAUGUUAUUCUCAAUGCUCAGUUCAGUAUUAGUUGAAGCUAUUGCUUAUUUGAUGAUGACUCUCACCUAAUGUAAGUGAAUACCCAUGAGAAUAGGAUUACGCUGUAGCCAGCCAAAGCCCAAUGUUUUCUCUCAACUGUAGCAAGGGCAUAGUGAGGGCAGCUGAUAAUGAGCAGGUGUAACUUUCCAUUCAAAGGAGCAAGUGGAGAGGUUUUUUUCCAGUUACACCCUCAGGACCGGUCUGCACAUCAUAUACCUCAGACUAAAAUACAAACUGAAGGAACUUACAUCCAAAAAAAGUUCCUGCUGAUGACAGGAAAAUGCAGAAGCUGUAAUAAGAUUUAAAAGAUAAAGAGGUGCAAUAUGAAGUUGAGAAAAAGCGCCAGCAAGGCAAUAUAGUGCAGGAUUUCACUUGAGCGGUAAGGUGUCAGUUUGUAGAUUUGGCAGAACGUCUGACAGUGACAAUAAAUGUAUUCUGAAAUGUCUAGAAACCGCAAUGUUGUGUUUCAGUGUGAUGACGUGCUGUUGACAUCCGAGUCAAUAUGUUAGACCUGCAAGCAGUGUGUCACUGCGAGCGUAAAUAACGCAGAAAUUCAAAGUGUUCGGUAAAAAAAAAAAAAGCAAAUUGAUUUUUGUCAAAUAAAAGAUGUUUCUCUUCCUA